Molecule: messenger RNA, 2005 nt
Organism: Xyrauchen texanus (razorback sucker)
Lineage: Eukaryota; Metazoa; Chordata; Actinopteri; Cypriniformes; Catostomidae
Product: 3-hydroxyisobutyrate dehydrogenase, mitochondrial-like
Exons: 8
Coding region: 45-1034 (329 amino acids)
Biological process (GO): L-valine catabolic process
Cellular component (GO): mitochondrion
Molecular function (GO): NADP binding; NAD binding; 3-hydroxyisobutyrate dehydrogenase activity
Source: RefSeq, a predicted model, not a curated record
CUCGCACAUUGUCAAUGAGGCGCUGAGGUCAAGGGAAAAUAAGCAUGGCCGCUUUGUUCAGAGGAUAUCAACAUUUUUAUAAAAGGUGCUAUAAACAUGUGGACCUCACGCGAGUAUCCCGUAGAUCAAUGGCUUCCAAGACCCCAGUGGGUUUUAUUGGACUGGGUAACAUGGGUACACCCAUGGCUAGAAACUUACUAAAGCAUGGAUACCCUGUCAUUGCUACUGAUGUCUUCCCAGAGUCCUGCAAAGAGCUUCAGGACUCAGGAGCACAGAUCCUGGAUUGCCCUGCCGAAGUGGCUGAUAAAGCUGACCGCAUCAUCACCAUGCUGCCGUCCAGUCCCAAUGUCAUAGAGGUUUACACAGGACCCAACGGGAUCCUUAAGAAAGUUAAAAAAGGCACACUUCUUAUUGACUCCAGCACCAUCGAUCCUGCGGUGUCCAAAGAGAUGGCUGUUGCUGCUGAAAAGAUGGGUGCCAUGUUCAUGGAUGCUCCAGUGUCAGGAGGUGUUGGUGCAGCCAGCCUGGCUAAACUCACCUUCAUGGUAGGCGGAGUUGAAGACGAGUUUAAUGCUGCCAAGGAGUUGCUCACCUGUAUGGGUGCAAAUGUAGUGUACUGUGGCCAAGUGGGAACUGGACAGGCUGCGAAAAUCUGCAACAACAUGCUGUUAGCGAUUGGCAUGAUUGGAACAGCAGAGACCAUGAACCUCGGAAUUAGACUGGGUUUGGAUCCAAAGCUUCUGGCAAAGAUUCUGAACAUGAGCUCAGGGCGAUGUUGGUCCAGUGACUCAUACAACCCUGUCCCAGGUGUCAUGGAAGGAGUGCCAUCUGCAAACAACUACCAGGGAGGAUUUGGCACUACUCUAAUGGCUAAAGAUCUUGGCUUGGCCCAGAACACUGCUACCAAUACACAAACCCCAAUUCCUCUUGGCUCCUUGGUGCAUCAGAUCUACCGCAUCAUGUGUGCACGUGGCUAUGCUAACAAAGACUUUUCCUCCAUCUUCCAGUUCCUACGAGAGGAGGGGGUACAGUAAGCUUGUGUAACCCCAAUACAUGUGAAAGUGGCCCAGACUCUGUAUGAGCAAAAUGGACAUUGUGAUCAGCUGGUUUAGAAUUUAUAUGCACGUGUGUCUAUUUUUUAAAGGAAUAUUGCGUGUCCAAUACUUCUGUGUUAGCCUGAUGCUAAUGAAAAUGAAGGCAAAGUUCAUCUAAAUUUGAAAGCUCCUGAUUUAAUGUGACUGUCACGUCUGAUCCUAUACCUCUUAAACUCAACCUCAAACUCCACAGCUUCUGUUUUAAUUUGUUCUUCACAGGUUUGUAUGACUCGUUUAAACUGUUACUGUGAUGUAUAACCUUGCUUGAAUCAAAUGGUUAUCUGCAAAUGUUUACACAUACAGUCCAUUUUGUUUUCUUCUGUUUCAUUGGAAGAGAAUAAUCCUCCUUUUCCUACAUUGGGCAGACCCGAUGAGGGCUUUUCAGUUGUGAGCCUAGAUUGUUUUUGGGUCUUGACUCAUUAAAAGCUGCUGAAAAUGGAUCUAUUACUUAUCUUUAAUGGAUCUUUAAGACAUACUUCAUCGAUAUCAGUUUUGCUUAAACUGAAUCCAUACUGUUAAUUAGAAAAAAGCCACACAUCCCAUCUAGUGUUUGCACUUUUUACAUGAAAACUGACUAAUUUACACUAGAGAGCAACACUUUACAUAUUUACAGUUUGAGGUUUUCAUCUUCCUUUUAACUGAUUCCAACCAUAAUUGUUCUACUUGUCUCUGUUUCUUUGGCCACUAAACAAAGGGCUUUAAGCCAUCCCUCCUCAGUGUGUAUGUACAAAUAUGUAUGUUUAUUUGUAAUGCUGUAUUAAGAGCAGUGUUAAUAGUCUCUGCUAAAUGGAGGUCUGUUGAGACUCACUCUAAAAAGAGACCGAUCCUAUCUGUGUGCAAGGCACACACACUCACCCAAGACUCAUGUUGUGUCCUCUAUACAAACAUUUUUCUCAAUAAAGAGAAAAUUA